This is a messenger RNA of Neodiprion fabricii, 736 nucleotides long. RefSeq names its product thioredoxin, mitochondrial. The record is from RefSeq and is a predicted model, not a curated record. Bases 138 to 551 code for a protein of 137 amino acids. NCBI's taxonomy places the organism in Eukaryota, Metazoa, Arthropoda, Insecta, Hymenoptera, Diprionidae. Gene Ontology annotation, molecular function: oxidoreductase activity, acting on a sulfur group of donors, disulfide as acceptor; protein-disulfide reductase activity. Gene Ontology annotation, cellular component: cytoplasm. The transcript is spliced from 4 exons.
CCUCCAAACUUCAAAAAUGGUUACGUAAGAAAUUACUUUAUUUUCACGAUGGCGAAAUGUUGGUAGCAGUGUCAGGGAUCCAACCCGCAAAUCGCAUUAUUCAUCGUUCAGAUUCAAUCAAGAACUCAGGCUAAAACAUGCUACGCGGUGGAACCAGGAUCUUGUCUAACGCUGUCAAACGAGGCUUUGCAAAUGCUCCGGCUCAAGAACCCGCCGUUCAGGCUGCUUUCACUGUUCAAGAUCCAAAGGAUUUCAACGACCGUGUUAAGAACUCGAAAAUCCCGGUGAUCAUCGACUUCUUCGCGACAUGGUGUAAUCCGUGCCGAAUGCUGACACCCAGAUUAGAAUCUGUAAUUGCCGAAAAGCAAGGAAAAAUUGUACUGGCCAAAGUUGAUAUUGACGAAAACACCGAUCUUGCCUUGGACUACGAGGUUGAAUCCGUCCCGGUCCUCAUUGCUAUGAAGGAUGGUAAGGUUCUGGAGAGAAUAGUUGGACUUCAAGAUACGGAUAAACUACGACAGUUCGUCAAUAAGUAUGCUGAUGCAAAAUAAUCAUCAUUAAUAAAUGCGUAAAUUCUUUUAAACCGUAGUCCUUAAAAAUGCUCUGGCUUUUCAUAUGACUAAAUGUAAUUAGCUAUUGUAAACAAUGUAUAUGAAUUUAUUUAAUGAUUAUACACGUCAACAUUACAUGUUACGUUAUUAAAAGAAAAGGAAAAAAGAAGAAACUAUCGCAACUA